Molecule: messenger RNA, 522 nt
Organism: Fomitiporia mediterranea MF3/22
Lineage: Eukaryota; Fungi; Basidiomycota; Agaricomycetes; Hymenochaetales; Hymenochaetaceae
Product: WD40 repeat-like protein
Exons: 2
Coding region: 1-522 (173 amino acids)
Molecular function (GO): protein binding
Source: RefSeq, a predicted model, not a curated record
AUGGCCUCAGGCUCCGGCGAUAAAACGUUUCGAAUCUGGGACGCUAACAAAGGAUGUGCUGUUUCUGUACCUUUCGGAGGACACUCAGGGACAGAGGCGCAUAGUCCUUGGCUUAGCGACGAAACAGUCUUACUCUGGGAAACUGAAAGCGGAGAUGCCAUUACUGAGUCCUUAAGAGGUCAUACUGCUCGGGUUCCUUUCUCGCCCGAUGGUGCACGUGUUACCUUUGGUUCUGAUGAUACAAUCAUCCAGAACUGUGAUGUCGAGAACGGAUGUGUCUUGGCUGGGACCUUCGAAAGCCAUACGGGCCGGGUUAUGUUGGUUGCUUUCUUCCCGGAAGGAGCACGCAUCGUCUCUGCCUGUAUCGAUAAGACGACCCACAUCUGGGACGCCAUGAGUGGACAGGCCGUCUUUGCUCCUUUUGAAGGGCAUACAACAGAUGUCAUGUCUAUCGCAUUCUUGCCUGACGGGGACGCAUCGUCUCUGACUCUCUGGGUAGUGCAAUUAGAACAUGGGACGUAG